GCGAAAGAGAGAUGCGUCCGUCCAUGUAACGGGACUCCUCACAUCUGCGUUUACUGCCAUCAGCCACAAAGCCCAUGCUCGCGGAAUCGAGUGUAAUAUUAUAAACUUUAAGAUGCAGUUCAUGCUGCUCUUUAGCAGGCAGGGGAAGCUACGUCUCCAGAAAUGGUACGUGCCGCUGUCUGACGUACAGAAGAAAAAGAUCUCCCGUGAGGUUAUUCAGAUGGUGCUGGCACGCAAACCCAAAAUGUGCAGUUUCCUGGAAUGGAGGGAUCUGAAAAUUGUCUAUAAAAGAUAUGCCAGCCUGUACUUUUGCUGUGCUGUGGAAGACCAAGAAAACGAGUUGAUAACCCUGGAGAUCAUCCACAGAUAUGUGGAACUGCUGGACAAAUAUUUUGGCAGUGUGUGUGAACUGGACAUUAUCUUCAACUUUGAGAAAGCCUAUUACAUACUGGAUGAGUUUAUACUGGGUGGUGAAGCCCAGGAGACAUCGAAGAAGAACGUUCUGAAGGCCAUAGAGCAGGCUGACAUGUUGCAGGAGGAAGCCGAGACGCCACGUAGUGUUCUGGAGGAGAUUGGACUGACAUAAAUGUUGAGGACUAACAAACAAACCAAAACACUAACACAUAUUAUUUUCUUUUUUUUCUGUGGGCAUUUUCUCUAUAUCUGUAUUUUAGGUUAACAUGCAAAAGUGUUUAAAAUAAUCAGCACUUCCUGGUAAGGUAUUGAUGCCUGCAUUUCUACUGCCAAACAUCUGAGGGAAUCGAGCUCAUCGAAAAGUGAACCUGUGCCACUAUCUUAGCAGUUAUGCAAAUUUCCCAGUGUUUGACUUUGAAUUCAGGUUUGGAUCAGUACAUGUGUAGCAAAGAUUAGCGUCAGCAUCCCCACUUAUCCCACGACGUCUGCUCUCUAUUAAAACCAUUACCUCUUACCUUCAGCUGCCUUAAAACACUCAGCUCACACAGUUUGCUAGUAUUUUUUUGCAACUCUCAGUAGAUCCAGUAGAAGUCAAGACUUGCUGAAGUGUUACGGACCAAACAUUCUUAUCCAGAUGGGUGAACAGAGAUAAUGUAAACUAGACUUUCAGAAUUUUUUGGCAUAAAUUCAAUGAUUGUAUUAACUAAGGCACAAGUAAACACCAGUAUUAGUGAAUUCCUGACCAAAAACACUGUAAUGAUUGGUUCCUGUGAACACUUAAUGGGUUCAGGCAUAUCAGACAUUUGCCAUUCAGUAGUUGUUUAAUUUCUAAUGCCAAAGAAUUUUUUUCCCACCGUCUUCAUGCCUUUUUUCCCCAUAAAAUCAUCUUUGUAUCCUAUCGUAUUGGACUGUUUGUCAGACUUACUCUCGAAAAAAAGUCUUUUGAAGCUUAAAAAACAAAAUAAAUGAUGAAUAAAGUAAGAUGUUGCAGCGUUU
This is a messenger RNA of Pimephales promelas (fathead minnow), 1410 nucleotides long. It is a transcript of the gene ap1s2, whose product is annotated as adaptor related protein complex 1 subunit sigma 2. NCBI's taxonomy places the organism in Eukaryota, Metazoa, Chordata, Actinopteri, Cypriniformes, Leuciscidae. The record is from RefSeq and is a predicted model, not a curated record. Gene Ontology annotation, cellular component: AP-1 adaptor complex; membrane coat. Gene Ontology annotation, biological process: intracellular protein transport; vesicle-mediated transport. Gene Ontology annotation, molecular function: clathrin-cargo adaptor activity.